Molecule: messenger RNA, 2891 nt
Organism: Capsicum annuum
Lineage: Eukaryota; Viridiplantae; Streptophyta; Magnoliopsida; Solanales; Solanaceae
Exons: 24
Coding region: 452-2740 (762 amino acids)
Cellular component (GO): plasma membrane
Source: RefSeq, a predicted model, not a curated record
UCAUUCUUUCAACAACACAGACAAAAGCGCGUACAAUCAGGGAAAAAACGCGAACCCUAAUCCCCUUUGAGCUGGAAAAUCACCUAUUCGGCUAUGAUUUUCAAAUUCUUAUCCCCGAGCCCAAGAGCUUUGGUGAAGUUUCUGCUCCUACUAUAAUUUUUGUUUCUUCUGUUUCGAGUCCAAGUCAUUGGUUUGGAGUCAAAAUCAUCUUUUUUGUCUCUGUCUCGCUGCCUGGGAAAAGAGGUAGAGGUAUGGACUGCGUACAUCUUAACCCCCCCAGACCCCACUAGGUGGGAAUACACUGGGUUUGUUGUUGAUCUUGCCUGUCACGAAGGAGAAGGAGACUUGAUAAGAUGAUUGAAAAGAGAAAGAGUAACUCAAACAGAAGACAAGUGCUGGAAGAUUGAAGGCAGAGAGAGCUGAGAGAGUAGAGAGAGACGGAGAGAGAGAUAUGGAAAAUGGAGGGGACAGUCUGGUGCCUCAACUUGUGGGAUGGAAUUUGAGUGAUUCAAAUAAUCCCAAUAACACUGAUGGGUUGUAUCAGGUUCUGAAAGCAGUUGAAGCCGCUGAAGCCACCAUUAAGCAACAGGUUGAUGAGAAUAAUCGGUUAAGAACAGAACUUCAAAAGAAGAUUCUGGAAGUUGAAAAAUAUAGAUCAGGAGAGCUGAAAGGUCAAACUCCUCAUUCAGUUGGUCAAUUGGAUCAUCUAAAUGAGGCUGAUGGAGCACAUCCGUCAACUUUGAGUUUUGGAAGUCAACUUCCUGAACUUAGAAACAUGGAUAGUAUAGAACAUAAUUUGUCUAGUAAUAUGGUUCUUGCAAAAGAUCCCAGGCAAAAUGAUUUAGACUUGACCCUGCAAAAUCAGGGAGAGAGCCAAACCGGCUAUAGCAAGGUGAAUGGUACAUUGAGAGCACUUCCUGGUGGUCUGACAACAACUGAUAACUCUGGUGUUUCUCAUUUCUCAUCACCUUCGGCAUCAUUUUCACCCAACAGGUAUCAAAUAGAAGGAGAAUAUGACAGACAGCUCAAUUUAUCUGGACAAAGUUUGAUGCCAGUGGCCGAUGUUAAUAGCAGUAUGAAGGAUCUUGUAUUAAAGAUCCAGGGGCAUGAACAGGAGAUUGCACAAAUGAGGAAAUAUCUUUCUGAAUAUUCUGUCAAGGAAGCACAAAUUCGCAACGAGAAAUAUGUUCUGGAAAAGCGAAUUGCUUAUAUGCGCAUGGCAUUUGAUCAGCAGCAACAAGAUCUUGUUGAUGCUGCUUCUAAAGCGAUAUCGUACAGACAAGACAUAAUUGAGGAAAAUAUACGCCUUACAUAUGCACUGCAGGCUGCACAGCAAGAAAGAUCAACAUUUGUAUCAUCUUUGCUGCCACUUCUUGCAGAGUACUCACUUCAGCCACCUGUAUCUGAUGCACAAUCAAUUGUCAGCAAUGUCAAGGUUUUGUUUAGACAUUUACAAGAGAAGCUUUUUGUUACUGAGGCAAAGUUGAAGGAGUCUCAGUACCAAAUGACACCUUGGCGCUCAGAUAUGAACCUGUCAAAUUUUGCUCAUUCACCUCCUCAGUCUGCUGGGAUAAAAGAAGGUCUUGAACUAGUACCACAACAAGCCUAUUCUAGCGAAAAGGCUCCUCUUUCAUCAGAUACUCGGACUACAACAGAUUGGGAUCCCGUGAGGAAUCCUCAGAGUGGUCUAAACCGUGAUGCAGAAAGAAAUCUGGAGACUGAUGACUUGGGGAGGUAUUCACCUCUUACAAGCAGGAACACUACAGCGCAAGUCAUACCAGCACAACUUGCAGUAGGCCAGGGUUCUACGCAUUCCAAACCUAAAAGCGAAGAAACAUCCAGUAAGCAGGUUACUUUUAGUGAUCUCAUCGGCAACAAUGAGAUGGAUGAUUCUGACAUGGAGAGACAUCAAAAUGAUAGAGAGCCUUCAGUCAAUUGGGCUAGUAAAAGCUCACCAUACACAUCACAGCUAGACGAUCCAAGCUCAUCGUACUCUCCAUACCUGCCACCAGUUCUCGAGGAACCUUCAUCGUCCUAUUCAGAAGCCGCAGAUGAAGAGGCACUACCUGCAAUAGAGGGUCUCCAAAUUUCUGGUGAAGCUUAUCCUGGACAGGAACUCCAAGCUUGUGGCUACUCUAUUAAUGGAACAACCAGUUGCAAUUUUGAGUGGGUUCGCCAUUUGGAAGAUGGAUCUUUUAACUAUAUAGAGGGGGCGAAGCAACCAACUUACCUUGUCACUGCUGACGAUGUUGAUACGUAUCUUGCUAUUGAAGUGCAACCAUUGGACAACCGAAAACGGAAGGGUGAACUCGUGAAGGUCUUUGCAAAUGAGCAUAGGAAGAUAACUUGUGAUCCUGUAAUGCAUAAUUGCAUAGAGAAAACCCUUUAUAGUGGCCAUGCUACAUAUAAAGUUUCAUUGUUGACACGAUAUCUUGAUAUAUGGGAGCCUGCUACCUUGGCUAUCAAGAGGGAUGGUUAUAGCAUCAAGGCUAAUGGGCUUGGUGGGGUUCCUGUUAGUGAGAAGUUUUCUCAAUCUACAAUUGUUUCUAUUCCAUAUGGAAGUCCUACAGAAUUUACGAUCUUUGAUAGUCGGGGAGCUGAGCAUAUUUUGAAGGCUGAGAAUGAUCAAGGAGACAUUAGCUGUUCAAGGGAUACAAUAGUCCUUACCAUGAGAUUAUUUAUUAUACGGGCUGGUGAGAAGAAAAAAGGGAGGAGGAGGGGUUUGUUUUUCAACAAGUGAAAAAACUAGUCAACCUUCCAAGACAUAUUUAUUAGUGCACUUGUAUUCUUUUGUGAGUAGUUGAGCUUUUAGAUCUGUAUUUAUUUUGCUUUUUUGGUUACCAGUUCUGUUAUAUAUAUUGUAAGUUCGUUCAGGUUAUCAUUGGCCUCAA